Sitodiplosis mosellana (orange wheat blossom midge) is the source of this 2019-nucleotide messenger RNA. Its product is annotated as actin nucleation-promoting factor WASL-like. Gene Ontology annotation, molecular function: small GTPase binding; actin binding. Bases 426 to 1841 code for a protein of 471 amino acids. The record is from RefSeq and is a predicted model, not a curated record. Gene Ontology annotation, biological process: actin filament organization; regulation of Rho protein signal transduction. The transcript is spliced from 7 exons. NCBI's taxonomy places the organism in Eukaryota, Metazoa, Arthropoda, Insecta, Diptera, Cecidomyiidae.
UAAACGAUUUAACAUCUAACAAAUACUUUCACAUUGAAAACUCCCACUGUUUGGAUGAAAAGACAAAACGACAGACAAUACGAAUGAGGUGGUAUGGAGAAAAUAAAUGGGAAUGAAUGACAUCAACAAGACCACAGUGAACUGAUAUAUCAAUCAAUCAAUUAUUAUUUUUUCCGUCUGUCUCGUUGUCGUUGUCUUCGUCUUGUGAUUCAUUCCAUUCGAUUGUGAAUAGGGAGAGAAACAAAAAACAAACGACAAAGUGUGACUCAAAACGAGAAAGGUGACAAUAAAUUAGUUUCCAAUCGAAAGUUUUGUGUGUGAAAGUGUGCGACGAAACAGAUCGUCGAAUUUUGUGUACGAAAGAAGCAACAACGAGAUAAUUUUAGGUCGAAGAAAAUUCAUUUUUCUUCGUUUAUUGUGCCAAAAUGAAACAACCAAAUGAAAAACAACGUAUGAACAAACCGAGCACACUACUUUCUCAAGAUGAAAACGAUUUGGUGUUUUCCUUAUUGGGUCGUCGUUGUCAGGCGAUGAGCACGGCAGUGGUGCAAUUGUUUACAACAGAGGCCCCAGCCCAUUCAGCCUGGAGCAAACGCUUGAGUGGAAUUGCUUGCUUUGUACGAGACAGUUCGAAGCGAUCGUAUUUCAUUCGUGUGUAUUGUAUGGCUAAACAUGAGCUGGUCUGGGAAGAAGAAAUGUAUGACACUAUUGUCGUUGGCAAACCACGCGAAUUUCUAAUCAACUUUGAAGGACAAGAUUGCAUGGUAGCCUUGAGUUUUGCAUCAGACGCUGAAGCAAAUAUUUUCUAUCGAACUGUCACCGCAACUAUUGCCAAUCGCUCGAAGAAACGACGCAGCCGAAAAUUUUCACCAACCAAAAUCGAUGGCAGCCAAGACACUGGCUAUGAUUCAGGUGUUGUUCUACGCAAUCAAAAUUCCACAGGAAUGACACCAUUUUCACAAAUGUCGCAAUCGACUAUUGGCAUACGUGACAAAAAGAGACCAAAUCGUAAAUUAACGAAAGCAGACAUUUCACAACCAACGAAUUUUAAGCACUUAGCACACGUCGGAUGGAAUGAUAGCAAACAUUUUGAAUUGAACAACGAAGAUGUGAACAAUUUGGAUACGUUUUUGAAAAAGGCUGGUGUGUCCGAACAACAAUUGAAUGAUCGCGAUACUCGCGCUUAUAUCUAUGAUUUUAUUCAGAGCCACAAUGUGCUGGACUCGGUUAAAUUGGAAACACAACAAUCACCACCGCCAGUUCCAACACGCAAUAAUCCAACACAGCGAAUUGCACCGCCGCCACCGCCAAGUGCGAAUGUGUCAAAGCCACCCGCUCAGUUGCCAAAACAAUCCAGAACGGGUCCACCAGGUCGACCUCCACCAAUUUCGGAUCCACAAAUUCAGCAAUCGCAAGCAGCUACAACUGUACACAUUCCAGCUCCACCACCUCCACCACCGCCGCCGCCAUUGAAUACAUUGCCAUCAUUAGCUAAUCAAAAUCCGGUUUCGACACCGGCACCACUUUCGGUUCCAGCAGCACCAGAUCCACGAGGUGCUCUUAUGGAUAGUAUUCGAAAGGGAACGACCCUUCGCAAGGUUGAUCCGGCCGCAUUGAGCACCGGCAGUGGCAGUGGUGAUGCUCGUAGUGAAUUACUUUCCGAAAUUCGGCAAGGUAUCGAACUGAAGCCAGUCGAGCAAAGUGGACAACGUGAUUCAUGUAAUCGUGGCACGGAUGCAUUGGCCGAUGCACUUCGACGAGCACUGCAAGAACGAAGCCGUGUGCUUAGGUCAUCCGACGAAGAGGAAGACACAUCCGACAACGAGGAAUGGGAUGAUUAAUUGAUAUAUAUCAAAAAUGGAAUCGUAUGGGUUACAAAUACAAAAUUUCUUCUUGUUUUAUCUUCUGAGAAACUGAGAAACAGAGAAAACACAAACACACAUAUUUUGAAAAUAUUAGAAUAGACUUUAUGUUAUUGUUUCGUUCGAUAAUAAACAUUUUUGUUGAAUAUAUAAACUA